This is a messenger RNA of Acipenser ruthenus (sterlet), 4746 nucleotides long. Its product is annotated as rho GTPase-activating protein 12-like. NCBI's taxonomy places the organism in Eukaryota, Metazoa, Chordata, Actinopteri, Acipenseriformes, Acipenseridae. Gene Ontology annotation, biological process: regulation of GTPase activity; signal transduction. Gene Ontology annotation, molecular function: protein binding. The transcript is spliced from 20 exons. Bases 300 to 3071 code for a protein of 923 amino acids. Gene Ontology annotation, cellular component: cytoplasm. The record is from RefSeq and is a predicted model, not a curated record.
ACCUCUGGUCGCUUCGCCAGCCUCCUCGGAGCGGCUAGCGCAGAGGCGGGAACGAGCUUGACUGGAGCGCGCCGCGUCAGUGCCAGUGGACUGUUUGCUCUCUGGGAGAGAGGGAGACGCGUACGGUGGGACUGAACUGUGGCGAGGAAUAAAACGAGAAAAAAGGCGAAAAGUAUUUAUUUCUCAGUUAAUAUUUACCCAGCCGAAUACUGCCACUCAAAGAACAGGAUUGGGACAGUGAAGCGAACCAUGUGGAUUACUUUACCCCUGAGAAAGUGAACAACGGAGCUCUACAGGGGAUGGCUGACAAAGAUGGCAAGGCAGACUUGCCCAUUAUUCCUGGGCAGGUUUACGUUGAAGUGGAAUAUGACUACGAGUACAAGGCAAAAGACAAGAUGAUCGUGAUAAAGCAAGGAGAGCACUACAUCCUGGUCAAAAAGACCAACGAGGACUGGUGGCAGGUCAAACAGGAUGAGAACACCAAGCCCUUCUACGUGCCAGCUCAGUAUGUGAAGGAGCUGAGGAAGGCACUCAUGCCACCACAGAAGCCCCUGCUCUCUAGUCCCAGCGGAUCUUUGAAAGGAAAGUCCAGUGCUCUGGACAUCCAGCCUUCGCACAGGUCCAACGAGAACCUGGCUAAGACCCCAGAGCUUUCCAGCUUUGGAAAGCACCCACCAGCCCUACCCAGAGACGCUAACCAGAACCUAGCUCCAGGGAGCAGCCCGGGGCUGAGCCGGCGAGUGGGAGAGCACCACCAGAACAACAACAACACUUCAAGGGUGGGCACUGAUUCUCCACCUCCUAGGAUCCCCAAUCACAACAAGGCAACCACGUUGGUGCGGGAGCCAGUCCUUGAUGUGGAUGCUGAAAAAACGCCCCCCCAUGAACACCCCCACGGCAAUUUGAUCGGAGACGGCUUGGAGAAACACCGGAACGACUCAGAGUCUGGAGAUGACCUGAGCAGCAGCUCCACAGAACACAUGCAGACCACUUCCCCGACAGGCCAGGGCAGAGCAGAGUCUCCAGUGUAUGCAAACCUGCAGGAGCUGAAGAUCUCGCAGUCCAGUCUGCCGCCCGUCCCCUCCAGCUCACCCCUGCACACCAUCGGGGAGUGGGACACUCACAAAGAUCUCAACGGGAGGCACUACUACUUCAACAGGGCCACCCAGGAGCGCACAUGGAAGCCCCCUCGUGCCCGGGACACCAGCAGCAGCAGCAGCAGCAGCACCCGAGGGGAGCCUCACGUCUCUGGGGAUCAGGAGCCCCUUUCUUCCGAAGAGAACUGCCACAGCACUUAUUCCAGCCAGUCAGAUAGUCAGUAUGGGUCUCCUCCCCGAGGCUGGUCUGAGGAGCUGGAUGAACAUGGGCAGACCUUGUAUGUCAGUGAAUAUACUAAUGAAAAGUGGAUAAAACAUGUUGAUGAACAAGGUCGACCAUAUUACUAUAGCGCAGAUGGUUCAAGAUCUGAAUGGGAACUACCGAAAGUGAGUAAGCAAGCUGAAGAACAGAAACCAUAUAAACUCUCGCCACCAGUGCCAGGAGAAUUUCCUAAAAGCAGAAGUCUGGACCGGAAGCAAGUUGACCCUAUAGUGUUAACAAAGUGGAGAAACAGCACAUAUGUGCUUGAUUUAAGUGACAAGUUGUCUGUCGUACACAAGCGUAAUGCAUCUGAACAUCACACGGGGGUUAUUGCUCCCCCACCUUAUCAUGAACAAGAAUCUCCAACCACUCCAAAGCAAGGCUUUCCUGAUUCCGAUUCUUGCCCUUCCUCUCCAAAGCACCCCACAGCUGCUUCGGAGAAAUGUGGAGUGUUAAAUGUAACCAAAAUCACAGAACAUGGAAAGAAAGUUAGGAAGAACUGGACAUCCUCGUGGGCUGUGCUGCAGGGCUCCACAUUGUUAUUUGCCAAAGGUCAAGGUGGCGGGACUGGUUGGUCGUACUACCAAAGGGGCUCAAUCCCUGAGCUGCUCCUCUCGCUGCUAGCCAACUGGAAACACUCAGUCAAGCGGCGGCCUGCCGUCUCCUAUGUAAACUCUGGCCCUGUUACAGCUGCCACUAAGUUUGGGGGCAGUCAGUCUAAACCCGAGUUUACUGUGGAUCUUAGAGGGGCGAUCUUGGAAUGGGCUUCAAAAGACAAAUCCAGCAAGAAGCGUGUCCUGGAGCUAAAAACACGGCAAGGAACUGAGCUGCUAAUUCAGUCUGAAAAUGAUACUGUUAUCAACGACUGGUACAAAGCACUGGGAGAGAUGAUAAGUACUCAUGCUUGGGAGUCUGACGAAGCAAUCGAAGAGGACAUGCCAGAGUCUCCUGGAGCCGAUAAACACGACAAGGACAGCAGAGACUCGAAGAAGUCACGCACCAUGAAGAGCUCUGUCAGUAUAGAUUCUUCAGACCAGAAGAAGACCAGAGUAAAACUGAAGAAGUUCCUGACUCGCCGACCCACACUGCAGGCAGUCAGAGACAAGGGCUAUAUUAAAGAUCAAGUAUUUGGAUGUAACCUGACCAGCCUCUGUCAGAGAGAGAAAACUACUGUGCCAAGCUUUGUUAGGAUGUGUAUCGAUCAUUUAGAAAACAACGGUUUAAAUGUUGAUGGUUUAUACAGAGUAAGUGGAAACCUGGCUGUGAUACAGAAGCUACGAUUCGCUGUAAAUCACGAUGAGACUCUGGAUCUGAAGGAUAGUAAAUGGGAAGAUACUCAUGUCAUCACUGGAGCGCUGAAGAUGUUCUUUAGAGAACUGCCCGAGCCUCUCUUCACACAUAACUACUUCAAUGACUUUGUCAGUGCUAUCAAAAGUCAGGAUUACGAGCAGCGUGUGCAGUCUAUAAACGACUUAAUCAAGCAGUUACCAAAACCUAACCAGGACACCAUGCAGGCACUCUUCAAACACCUCAGAAAAGUUAUAGAACAUGGAGAAGAGAACCGUAUGAACACUCAAAGUGUUGCUAUAGUGUUUGGCCCAACUCUCCUAAGACCCGAGACAGAGACUGGAAACAUUGCAGUACAUAUGGUGUAUCAGAACCAGAUUGUAGAAUUGAUCCUACUGGAAUACGAGAGCAUUUUCGGCAGGUAAAACCGCAUGAGAAGGGGACAAACUUGCCAAGCUAUGUACCAUGCAAUUGAAGCUUACACUUGUGACUUAUGCUAUGGACCAAGCAGGGAAAAAAAACUUCUAAAAACUUUUCACUUAACAUUUUGGAGCUAUAUUUUUUUCUUUUGGUUGCCAUUCCUGCAAGUAGAUGUUGUUACUUCAGGAGUCUGUGGUGUUUACCCUACUGAAAAUGGAUCAAUCCAUUGCAAAUACAUAACAAGACGGUACAGUAAUAGAGAUUAAUCCUGGCCUAAGUUGCAAAGACAAGUAAAUAUUGCAGGCAUAUGUUGCAUACACUGGAUUCCUUGGCCAGUAUUGACAAUUGGACGUCUCAACGAGGUUCACUGCACAUCUGUAAGGGUUCGGAAGCCACUGCCUUCUGGCAUUGGUUGCAUCAGCGAUUUAUAAAAUGAAAAAAUAAAGGUUGAUUUAUUACAGUUUUGUCUGGAUAAAGUGUUCUGUUGUGAGUGUUGCUGUUUGUGUGCAUGUACAUGCUUUCUGCACAGUGACUGCUCGGGCUGGAAGGGUUCCUCCGAAGGCACACUGCUGCCCGGCAGUGCAUCACAGCACACCUUUAUUUCAUCUAAAUAAAUAUCAAAGACUUGGAUGUGCUGAAAGGAAGAGAGUAUCCUACUUCUAGGGUACCUGGGUUCUGUUUUAUAUUAUUAUUAUUAUUAUUAUUAUUAUUAUUAUUAUUAUUAUUAUUAUUAUUAUUAUUAUUAUUAUUAUUAUUAUUAUUAUUAUACUGGAAAUGUUCACAGUAUUGUAGAGCACUUGUUAAACUACUACUGAUCAAAAACAGGUUAAUCCUGUUAAAGCAUUUGGGGGGGUGUGUUCAUAUGGAAUUAGCACAUUGCAGUUCUAUGCAUUUAUCAUUGUGCCAAUGCUCUAUAAAUAUGUCUGGUCCUAGUGUCAGCCAGUCAUAUACAACUGAAAUGUCUUGAAUGCGGAGGAAAUAAUCAAAACCUGUGUUAUGGAAUUAAAUUUGUUGUAAAUAAGCUAAUGGUCUGAUCACCUUUAGCAAGUGUACAUAGAUUUAAUGUAUAGUUUCAUGAACUAAUGUAGGCUUCACUCCUACAAGAACAGUUUAUUUGCAUAGCUUUAAGACCAGUAUUUUCUGGUGCUUUGCUGGGUUAGAGUUAAAAGGGUACUUGAGUUCCUGAGGACAACUUUUAUUACAGGUAAAUACUAACUUUGUGCACUUUCUGUCUUUUUUUAUUUUUUUUCUCCCAUUUCCAAGGCAAUAUUACCUGUUAUGAAAAUGGUACUGGAAAUAGUAUUGAAUAGACUUAUGGCAAAUAGAUGGUACAUUGUAAACAGCCUUUUAAAAUGAUAUGUACAGCUUAAUUUUGAGAAAUUGCCUAGUGGAAUCUAUUGUACAAAUCUAACCAUAAAUGAACUUUGUACGUAUGCUUUGGUGGUGAGUGAUGGUAGUUUAAAAAAGAAUCACCUUCAUUUUUAUUUUUUAUAUAUAAAUAUAUAAAUAUUCAAUAACAUAGACUGAUUGUUAAAAAAAAAGAAAAAAAAUGGUUUGGGAAGUUCAUCUGUUACUGGGGCAUGGUCAACUGCACAUUUUUAUUAAUGUAAUUUUCUAGACUAACUGCUGUUUGUGACACUGAUAUGUCUAAUCUGAAUUAAAGAAGAAAAAAAAAGUUGA